This is a messenger RNA of Frankliniella occidentalis (western flower thrips), 877 nucleotides long. Its product is annotated as serine protease easter-like. The record is from RefSeq and is a predicted model, not a curated record. NCBI's taxonomy places the organism in Eukaryota, Metazoa, Arthropoda, Insecta, Thysanoptera, Thripidae. Gene Ontology annotation, molecular function: serine-type endopeptidase activity. Gene Ontology annotation, biological process: proteolysis.
CAGCGGCCGGGCCCCACAUGGGACUAAGUAAGGCAGUCCUGAGCACACACCUCUCGCGAGCGGAGCCUCAUCAUAUCAUCUGUCUCGACAGCCAUGCGGAACUCACUGAGCGCCGCGUUGUGGUUGGCGGCAGUGUGCGCCUGUCUAACGCGCGCCGAACGCACCUGCUCCUCGCACGAGUCCUGCAUCGAGCUGACGCAGUGUCCGGAGCUGGCGAAGCUCCUCCCGCGCCCGGGCGGCAACCGCAAGCCCAGCGCGUCGGACCAGGAGCGGCUCCGGGCGGCGCACUGCGGGUUCCAGGGCAGCAAGGCCAAGGUGUGCUGUGUUCUGCUGCCCACCUACAAAGAGUGCGGCCCGACCACCAUCCCGGACAAGAUCAUCAACGGCAACCAGACCCAGGUCAUGGAGUUCCCCUGGGCCGUCCGCCUGGGCUACCGCAGUCCGUACGGCGGCACCGCCUACCAGUGCGGCGGCGCGCUCAUCUCCAGCCGCUACGUGAUCACCGCGGCGCACUGCACCGAGAAGUCCAGCCCUCCGGUGACGGUGCGCCUGGGCGAGCACGACGCGCGCACCGAAGUGGACUGCUCCAUCCUCGGCAACACGUCGGUGUGCGCGCCGCCGGCGGUGGACGUGCGCGUCGAGGAGGUCAUCUCGCACCCCGAGUACGUCAAGAGCACGCGGCGGCGCGACGGCCUGUGGAACGACAUCGCGCUGCUGCGCCUCGCGCGCCCCGUCGAAUUCACCAGAGGGGUGGCGCCCGUGUGCCUGCCCAACGACAUGCCCCGCGGACAGGCCGAGAAGGACCAGCUGAUGAGGGAGCAGAAGGGCUUCACGUUCACCGUCGUCGGCUGGGGCAGGAUCGGAAAGGACGAGGACG